Molecule: messenger RNA, 2886 nt
Organism: Neurospora crassa OR74A
Lineage: Eukaryota; Fungi; Ascomycota; Sordariomycetes; Sordariales; Sordariaceae
Product: MFS transporter Fmp42
Exons: 4
Coding region: 695-2443 (582 amino acids)
Biological process (GO): transmembrane transport
Cellular component (GO): fungal-type vacuole membrane
Molecular function (GO): transmembrane transporter activity
Source: RefSeq, a predicted model, not a curated record
UGUUGGACGCUACACUGCCCUGGAUUCCAUCAAUCACCUGACAUAUCAACGAUCAGGGAGCACACAUGUACAAGCCCCGGAUUUCUGUCCUCCACGAAAAGGGAUUUGUCAAUUGACUUUACCUUACUGUAUUUUGUUUGGUUCGUGAGAAGAGAGGCUGGUUGGUAGAUGGUGAGAGGUAGAGAGACGUCAAGUGACGGAAAAAGACGCCAAGGUCGAGUUCCAUUGUAGGUAUGCGAGUACUUAUGUGUCAAAGGAUCUUGAUUUGUCUCAACCACAGCCACCCUGUUGAAUAUACUCUAGUUUCCUGUUUCGUUUCUACUUUUGCUUUGCUUCAAUUCCAUAUCUGCUACAUCUUGACCCGUCUCAAUAUUCCUCAAGAUAAGGUAGGUAGGAAAUAGCUUCCUUUUCUGUCUGGCCUAUCUCCCACCCCGCGGACAUCCUGCAACCUCAACGACGUCACUUCUUGUCCUAUUCGGCCGCGAUCAACGCCGAGCUAGGCCAGUGCCGGUCUUAAAUUUUCAUAAAAAAAAUAUCAUAUUCCCCUCCCCAACUUCUGGGUUACCCUCGUCUAUCUAUCACUCGUCCUCUUCCUCUCUUGCUUCAUCGUGGCCGUGUACAAGGGAACCGUGAGACCCUCGAGCCCUCCAGCUCCACCGUCUCUCUCCCUCUGUUCCCUUCUACCGUCUUCGUCAUGUCUCUAAACCGUGUCUCCUCGUUGGAGACCUUUGCUCCCCUCCUUACAGAGAACCGAUCCAGGCGAAGCUCGGAUGCCUCGACUCGAGCUCGCAAGAUCAGCUUCAACCCUCUCCCGUCAUCAUGGGAUCCUCCAGCUUUGGAACAGAUCCAGGCCGUAGGUGCCUUUGAGGUCCCCAGGUGGAAGAGAACGCUCCAAGUCGUAGUUGCCGUCAUAUACUGCCUCUUUGCCGCCGGCAUCGUCUUUGGCUAUGCCGCCAUCAAGCCCGUUCUAAAACGAGAGGGUGCCUACCGAGACGUCUGCCGCGUCGACCCCAACGAUGAGGACGCUAUCGGCGAGGACACAUGCGUUGAGAUCCACCUAAACUUCAUGUUCACCGCGGCCGCCGUCGCCACCAACGUUGCUGCCCUUCCCAUUGGCGCCAUCCUCGAUCGAUAUGGUCCCCGUGUCUGCGGCCUGCUGGGAGCCUUGUGCCUCGCCAUCGGGGCCCUAUGCAUGUCCUUCGAGAACCAACUACCCUUUGACGGCCUGCUCUUCGGAUACCUCUUCCUGGCCCUCGGCGGACCCUUUACCUAUAUCUCGUCCUUCCAGCUGUCCAAUGCUUUCCCCAAGAACUCUGGCCUGAUUCUCGCCCUCUUGACGGGCGCCUUUGACGCUUCCAGCGCUCUGUUUCUGAUUUACCGCAUCAUCUACGAACGCACCAACGAAACCUUUGGCCACCAGAGUUUCUUCCUCGCCUACCUGAUCGUCCCCGCCGCCAUCGCCGUCAUUCAACUCGUCCUGAUGCCGGCACAAUCCUACAAGACCGUCGGUGAACUAGUCGAGGAAAUUGAGGAGCCCAUCCCCGCAGAAAUGGAACCCUACGACGACCAGAUUGACGAGGAGACCGCCUUGCUUCACGAAGAGGAGAGACAGCACCGCGCCGAGGUGGUCUCGGGUAUCCAGGAGUUGCUCGGAACCACCAAGGCGGACAAGCAGGCCAGGAAAGAAGAGCGCAAGAACGAGAUUUCGGGCGUGUGGGGCGUCAUGCAUGCUUAUACCGCCUGGGAGCAGAUUAAGUCACCUUGGUUCAUCCUUAUUUGCUUGUUCACCGUCGUCCAAAUGACCCGCAUCAACUACUUCGUCGCCACCAUCCGCGUGCAAUACACCUACCUCCUCUCCUCCCCUGCCCUCGCCGAGCGCGUAAACGACUUUUUCGACCUCGCCCUCCCUCUCGGCGGCAUCUUGUCCAUCCCCUUCAUCGGCGCCAUCCUCGACCGCACCUCCACCCUGACCGUUUUGGUCACCCUCGUCGCAACCGCCACCACCAUCGGCAUCCUGGGAAUCAUCCCCCACUCGCUACUCGCCGCUUACGCCAACGUCUGCCUGUUUGUCCUGUACCGACCCUUUUAUUAUACUGCCGUAUCCGACUACAGCGCCAAAGUCUUUGGGUUUAGGACCUUUGGCAAAGUAUACGGGACCAUUAUUUGUCUUGCUGGGCUGUUUAAUUUCAGUCAGUCCGGUCUGGAUUACCUGUUGCAUGAGAUUUUCAAUGGGGAUCCGGUCCCCGUUAAUGUCGGGCUGAUGGCCGCGGGAUUGCUGAUUGGGGUGGUGAUGGUCAUGUUUGUGGGGGUGCAGUCGAGGGGCAUCAAGAGAAAGUUGUUGGAGGAGGAGGCGAGGGGGGCGUUUGCUUAUUAUGGGGGGAAUGGGAAUGGGACGGGUACGACGAGUACGACGAGUAGUACGAGGGAGUGGAGUGCGAACUGAACGGAAGUGGACUGGGCUGAAGUGGACUGAACUGAACUGCUCUUGUCCUAUACCUGAAGUGGAAAAAGAAAUGCAUAAGAUGGAGUCUCAAAAUGAAAGGAUGAAAGAAGUCAAGCCAAUCCGACAUUCGGCAAGAAAGACAAGAGGCAAGGAAAGAAGGAUGGCGGGCCAAAUGAAGGCACUAUGUCACUAUAUAUGGUAGUUCAUAACGAGCGAGCGAACGAACGAACGAACGAACAACAGCCGCAAAAGAAGGCGGAUACGAAGGAAAUGGAAGAGUACCUCAUGGGAAUGGUGGAUGGAAAAUGGCAACGGAAAUAUGCAUGCCCGGAUAUGGAUAUUUGUUACGGCUUGACGGAUUCUUUUUGCUUGAUAUGAUAUCAGAUACACAGCCAGCCGGGCGCUUGGGAAAGCGGAGUUUUAUGCUUUUUUUUUCUUCUUCU